Molecule: messenger RNA, 678 nt
Organism: Aedes albopictus (Asian tiger mosquito)
Lineage: Eukaryota; Metazoa; Arthropoda; Insecta; Diptera; Culicidae
Gene: mRpL49
Product: large ribosomal subunit protein mL49
Exons: 2
Coding region: 67-627 (186 amino acids)
Biological process (GO): translational initiation; translation
Cellular component (GO): mitochondrial large ribosomal subunit; ribosome
Molecular function (GO): translation initiation factor activity; structural constituent of ribosome
Source: RefSeq, a predicted model, not a curated record
ACUGUUGCUCAAUCUGUCAAAUAAAAAAACAUUGUGAUGUGAUAACAUCGUUGCCACUGCUUCAAAAUGUUAGCUCGCUCGAUUUUUAUUGGUAAAGUUUGCCAAAAUUCUGUUGGUUUCAACAAAUUCCUGCCAUCUAAUAUAGUUUUGAGUGUUCCGGCGCUCUGUUCGAACCCUAUCCGCAAUGGUUCUUUCCGCUCAUCUGAGCCGGUGGGAGAUAUCGCUCAAUUCCCCGAAGUAGAAGUCAUCAAAAACGCCCCGGAGUGGAAAUAUGUCGAAAGACUAUUGGCGCCCCGUGUCGUACCAACACCGGAGGUCAAAGUCGAAUAUCCUUCGGGUUGGAAACCGCCGCAGCCAAAGCCGGAUCUCAAAUAUUUCGUGGCUAGAACUAAGAAUCACAUGCUUCCGGUAUAUUUACACCGGACGUUCCGUGGCCAGCGAAUCCUUACGACUGUUCGGCGUAUCGAUGGUGACAUUUGGCAGCUGGAAGCGGAACUUCGGUACCUGUUAGAGAAGAGGCUUAAGAAAUCGAUCGUCACGCGGGUGAAUGAAAUGAAUGGCCAGAUUGAGCUGAAAGGAGAUUUUGUGACGAUUGUUGAAGAAUUUUUGCUGGAGAAAGGUUUGUAAAGCGUAGAUCAUUAGAAUGCAUAAUUUAAUAUAGGCGUGUUAUGCGCUUUA